Messenger RNA from Aphanomyces invadans, 515 nucleotides. RefSeq lists its product as hypothetical. The record is from RefSeq and is a predicted model, not a curated record. Gene Ontology annotation, cellular component: endoplasmic reticulum membrane. Lineage: Eukaryota; Oomycota; Saprolegniomycetes; Saprolegniales; Verrucalvaceae. Bases 29 to 334 code for a protein of 101 amino acids. Gene Ontology annotation, biological process: vacuolar proton-transporting V-type ATPase complex assembly. The transcript has a single exon.
UGACGGCCCAUCUUUGGACCGUGCGACGAUGGGAGUGUUUGCGGACGCCGUCAAGUCCGCGCUCGAGCCGGGCACAGGCGACAAGUUCGUGAUCGCCGUUAAUGCGGUACUUGUGACACUCCUUUUGGUGAUCGGGCUGACGAUUUGGACCGGGAUCGAGGACUCCAUCCACAUGUUUGUGUUUCUGUUUCUUGCCGUGGGGCUGACGUUGUCGAUCAACUGGUUCAUCAUGGAAGCGCGGAGUCUGCAAGCGCAAGGGAAGCUUCAAUGGGGGGCAGACGACAGCGCGACAACCAACGAGGCGAAGCAGCAAGAGCUUAAGAAGACGGACUAGGACAAGUGUGCGCGCGCAUUGCGUCGAAGCACGUCAACAACCUUGCAUGAAACAAGAGUCGUUAAACAGGUUACACUUCGUCAUGGCUAUAAUUUCCGCUAUCGUCACGAGCGGACGGUGGCGGAGGAGAUCGAACCCGACGAUUUACGGGAUGCUCUUGAAGCAAUUCGUCGUCGUCGUC